AUGACUAAGUACAAGGCUGGAGAGGAUAUAGUGGCUGAGAUCGAAGUCAGCUGUGAUGACGGGGAGGAACCAGGAGAACGUCACCAUUGUCAGAAACCCUUCAUCUGCUCACAGUGUGGUAGAAGGUUUACCAGGAAUGGAUACCAGCAGACACACCUGAGGACCCACACAGGAGAGAAACAGUUCAGAUACUCAAUGUGUGGGAAAGGCUUCACGAGGAACAGUCAUGUGGAGCAGCACAAGGCCGUCCACAAGGAGGAGGAACAUCUGAGCAGGGUUUGGAACAGAACCAUGGGCUGGACCUCGGCCGGUGUCUCUUCAUCCUUUCAGCUUCAUCCCACCUCCUCAGCUGACAAACCCACCAUCCACCCUGAGUUCUGCUUCAGUGGACCUCUGAAGAACAAGGGCGGAGCUAAAGCAGAUCAGAAUCCUCUACGAGUUCAGGCAGACGUGACCGGUCACAAUGCAAACAUCCCCAAGAAAAGAACCAAAAAAGUCAAAAUGGACUUGACUGGAGAAGAUGUGAGAAGUAGAAGAAAAGAACUCCACUGCUCUGAAUGUGAGAAGAUGUUUGCCUUCCAGUCCUGUUUGAAGAGACACAUGAGAAGCCAUGCAGGAUAG
Molecule: messenger RNA, 621 nt
Organism: Sphaeramia orbicularis (orbiculate cardinalfish)
Lineage: Eukaryota; Metazoa; Chordata; Actinopteri; Kurtiformes; Apogonidae
Product: zinc finger protein 224-like
Exons: 1
Coding region: 1-621 (206 amino acids)
Source: RefSeq, a predicted model, not a curated record